GAAAAUUAGCUUCCCUCCUUGUAUCAGAAUCACGUAUUGACUUUUGAUAUUUGUCUUUCUAUUCCUUUAGCAAGUGGGGUGUUGAUGCUGCUGCACGUAUCUCCCAUUUUGCCCUUCUGCUUUGUGUAAAAGAAUAGCAAAACAUGCCAUCUGUGCGUGCAAUUUCCUUGAAGUAUUUUACUUCAAGGUUCCCUAAACUUUGGAUGUGGGAGGUGACCACUCCUUUGUCUAUGAUGAAAGCCCAGCGGUGAUGCAGGCACUUGCUGAGGUCACAGUGGUUGCCGGGCUGGGAGCGUUUGUGCCCCAGCUGGGAGCAGAGCUGGUGCUGUAGUGAGCGUGGUGCACACUGAGACCGAGCUCUGUGCUUUCAUGGAGAGAUCUUCCUGUGAGAGCCCACUGGAAGCAGCGCUGCGGCGUGUGUGAGAGCUGGGCCCAGCUGCGGCUGAGCAGUGGCCAGCAACACCAGCCGUGUGCUUCAAGGUGCAAAACUAUGGAGGAGAUGGAGAAGAACGCUUGCUGUCAGAACUCAUGGCAGCUGUACGGGAGCUGGAUGUAUUUUGGAGACAGUUGUCAUUAGCAGUUGGUUUUGAGUAUUGCCCUGCCCGAUAGCUUCAACUGCAGAGCAGAAGAAAGCUGUGAAAAUGCUUUUUCCUAUUUUUCCCCUGCAGGUUCUUUCUUCAGGGUUGGUUUACCAAAGGAGAUUUUGGGGACUGAGGCAGUUGAAGAGUGAAGCCAGCUCUUUCCAACAGCAGGGGUCAGUCCCUGUGGAGAGGAGCCCAGGAACGUGAGCUUCCUCUGAGACAUUCCCCAGCAUGUCCCAGCAGGGACACAGACGCGGUUGCCAUUCCUGCUUUGCGCGUGGAAAGAAGCAGCGCCGUGCUGUUCCCCAUGCUAGGGAGCAGCAGCCAGCAGGCUGCCCCAGUGCCAGCUGGGCCUUGCAGCGCGCAGAGGGACGCGAUGGGGAUGGAGCAUCCUUAGCACCAUGCAAAAGGAUGGAGCCUGCGCGUCCAUGGAAUGGUGCUGGGCAUGGGGGGAAACGGAAAGCCUCCCCAGGAGCUGAUGACAACAGGCUUGCAGGGAGGCAGGGGAGGAGCAAGGAGAGUGGCACAGCACCCAAGAGAGGGAGAGGUGCUGAGCCAAAUGGCGAAAUCUCCAUGAAAACUCCUCUCCAGGCUGGAGGGCUUCCUGAAGCAGCAGGUCCCAGCAGAGGGGGAACAGCUGCUCCUGCAGUUGCCAACUGCUCCCUCUCCAAGAUCAUGGUCGCAAGAAAGCGCAAGGCAGUGGAAGAGGAGGAGCAGAAGGCAGAGCUGGGUCCUGCCAACAAACAAGUGAAAGUGGAGCACAAUGGGGAGAAGGCUCAGAGCCCUCAUCAGAGCAGAGGUGCUGUGCCAGCUCCAUCAGCACAGCCUGGGCCUGCCCCAGUGCCGACCGAGCGGUUCCGGACCUCAAAGCGAAGAGAAAGACGACGACGACAGAAAGAAAGGAGAGCAGAAAUGAAGAAGGCUGCUCUCAGAGCUGCUGCUGCACAUGCAGAGUUCUCCACCAUAAACAGCCUUGUGGAGAUGAUGGAGAAGCUGCAGCUGAAGGACUGAGCGGAGGAGCAUCAGCAGGCAGCGGCUUUGUGGCAGCAGCCCAACUUUCACUCUGG
Messenger RNA from Lagopus muta (rock ptarmigan), 1648 nucleotides. Its product is annotated as zinc finger CCCH domain-containing protein 11A-like. The record is from RefSeq and is a predicted model, not a curated record. The coding region runs from base 813 to 1592 and encodes 259 amino acids. Lineage: Eukaryota; Metazoa; Chordata; Aves; Galliformes; Phasianidae. The transcript has 8 exons.